AUGUAUUGUGUCAACAAUAAUGGUCAUUUUUCAGCUGUCGACGAUCCGUGCACCGCACCACCACGUAACCCGGGAACCGGCGAAUUCCACGCCACCAGAUGGGCUUUCGAUGGAUCAUCCCGUAAAUGUGUGCCAUUCGAGUACCGAGGAAUGAAAGGAAACUCGAAUAACUUCCUUACCCGCGAGAAUUGCGAGAAACGGUGUCCAGUAUUCCAAAAUCCGUGCAAGAUCGGAGAGCCACAUGCCGUGAAUAACCAGUACCUCCAGUGCUCGCCACAACAAGUGUGUCCAGGCGGACACUACUGUCACAUUGGAUCGGAAGCCAACUAUUGUUGCAAGGCUCUUGGAGGCGACCCAUGCGGCCAACCAUUGGAUCGUGGAGUCGGAGGAUCUCAGUUGUCAAGAUGGUACUGGAAUCAACAGUCUCAGUGUUGUCUGCCAUUCAGCUAUUGUGGACAGAAGGGAACACAGAAUAACUUCUUGACCAAACAGGAUUGUGAUAGAACUUGUUAUGAACUCGAUAACCCAUGUGCUCUCGGCGACCCACAAAUGUCUCAAACGAACCGCCCACUCCAGUGCACUUCCUCCUCGAACACGUGCGGCUCCCAAUUCUGGUGUCACUUCGGAGCCAACGCCGACACCACCGUAUGCUGUCCAGGACGAGUCGAAUCCCCCCAAAUCUGUCAGCAGCCAAUGGUCGCUGGAAGCGGUGGCGCCUCGCUGCCACGUUGGUAUUACAACGCCUCCACAAUGCAGUGUGUGCAAUUCAACUAUCAAGGACGAAUGGGAAAUCAGAAUAACUUUUUGAGCCAGCAAGCUUGUGAGCAGACGUGUCCAGUAUACGUAAACGUGUGUCCCACCGGUUCGCCAACCCUCGACCCAUCCACCAACAAGCCCGUCCCAUGCACAUUCGGCUCCAACUCGUGCGGUGCCGACCAUUGGUGUCAUCUCGGUUUGGUACCCGACGAAUACCAAUGCUGCCCAGGAUCCCCUACAAAUCCAGGUGCCUGUCAGGGUCUUCCAUCGUCAGAUGGUGUAGUUGGCGCGCCUGCCCCGCCCACUUCCAGAUGGUACUAUGAUCAGACGGAUAUGCAGUGCAAGCAGUUCACCUAUAAUGGAAGACGAGGAAAUCAGAACAACUUUUUGACUCAAGAAGAUUGUGCAGCCACUUGUGACGUCUUCACGAACCCUUGCAACCAACCCAUCGCUCUUCCCGCCACCAUGUGCUCCGGCACCGGAACCUCCGACACUUGUGGAGCCAACAUGUGGUGCCACAUCGGCGCCUCACAGGAGUCUACAGUAUGCUGCCCAUCUGAAGGCGACCCAUGCUCCCUCCCACUGGCUCGUGGUACCGGCAACCAGUUCAUGGACCGAUUCUUCUACAACCAGCAAACCGGCUCGUGCCAGCAGUUCACUUAUUCCGGACUUCACGGAAACCAAAACAACUUCCUUACCCAGCAAUCUUGUGAGGAGCAGUGCGGACCGAAUCCAUGCUUCGAAGGCCGCCCGUUUGUUGGAGCCGAUGGAAGAACUCAGACGUGCUCGGCAUCCGCCAACUUCAACACUUGUCCACUCAACCAUUGGUGUCAUAUUGGAACCGACUUGUCUACUACCGUAUGCUGUCCAGGAGCCUCUACAAAUGUGUGCAACCUUCCAAUGUCGACAGGAGAAGGAAAUGCCAAUCUUGAUAGAUUCUACUACGACCAACAGUCCAAGACCUGCAGACCGUUUGUCUAUAACGGAUUGAAGGGUAACCAGAACAACUUUAUUUCCUUGAGAGCCUGCCAACUGUCCUGCCAGCCACUUGACAACCCUUGCAUCGGUCAGCCAGCUACCACCGCUGCCGGACAAGUUUUGUUCUGUUCCAUCACUAACAAGGACUCGUGCCCAGUCAAUUUCUGGUGCCACAUCGGAGCCACACCGGAAACUACAGUAUGCUGCCCGGGAGCCACUAACCCAUGCUCUGUGCCAUUGGCGCCAGGAACCGGAAACAGUGGAUUGUCCAGAUUUUACUAUAAUCCGGAUGAUAGAACAUGCCUUUCCUUCCAAUACAACGGAAAACGCGGUAACCAGAACAACUUCGAGAGUCAAGCAGAGUGCGAGAGGACGUGUCCAGUGUUUAUCAAUCCGUGCCUUGGAGAAGUGAUUUAUGAUAACGGAGCACCCAAGAAGUGCCGAGCAAUGCUCAAAAACUCAUGUGGCUCUCCCAAUGAGUUCUGCCACACCGGCGACCCGUCGGACCCGGAUUCCAGUUACUGCUGUCCCAGGAUUAAUCAAGACCCGUGCGACGCAUUUGUACGUAACGGAGAAGGAAAUUUGAACAUGACUCGCUACUACUACAACCCUGUCGAAGGAGACUGCUUCCCAUUCCAGUACAAAGGAUUCAAGGGCAAUGAGAACAACUUUUUGACACUGAAGACUUGUCAGGAGACUUGUAAACCUUUAGCCACUGCUUGUUUUGGCGGAGAGUCUCCUCUUAUGAACAAUGGAAGAGUCGUCCAAUGCCAUAACUUUGUGUGCCCCUCAACUCAUUACUGCCACCGUGGCGCUGACGUCAGAUCUACAGUAUGCUGCGCCCGUCGUGGGCACUCUUGUGAUCAACAGCUUAUGCUAGGUGUCGGCAACUCUGCCAUCGAUAGAUACUACUAUGACACCACUGACGACGCAUGCAUCGCGUUCAACUACACCGGCGUCGGCGGGAAUGAGAACAACUUUUUGACGAAGGCAGAGUGCCAGAUUGCGUGUCCGGGGUACCGAGGAUACUGUCCGCAUGGCAAGCCAGAUGUGACGAAUCAUGCGUUGACAACGUGUGGGAUAGAUACAGGAUGUCCGAGGGAUCACGUGUGUCAUGUUAGCAAAAGGGGAUCGAAGACUGUGUGUUGUCCGGAUCCAGCCUCCUUCUGCCUCAUCCGCGCCAAUCCAGGCCCGUGCAACCGUGAGAUCCCACGAUGGGCCUAUGAUAAAGCUACUGGAACCUGCAAGAAGUUUAUGUUUGGCGGUUGUCAGGGCAACUUGAACAACUUCGACACGGUGGAAAAGUGCACCGAGAUUUGUUGCGAUAAGGGAUACAACUAG
This is a messenger RNA of Caenorhabditis remanei, 3075 nucleotides long. RefSeq lists its product as uncharacterized. Bases 1 to 3075 code for a protein of 1024 amino acids. The record is from RefSeq and is a predicted model, not a curated record. Lineage: Eukaryota; Metazoa; Nematoda; Chromadorea; Rhabditida; Rhabditidae. Gene Ontology annotation, molecular function: serine-type endopeptidase inhibitor activity. The transcript is spliced from 13 exons.